Messenger RNA from Galeopterus variegatus (Sunda flying lemur), 1032 nucleotides. It is a transcript of the gene REP15, whose product is annotated as RAB15 effector protein. The transcript has a single exon. Gene Ontology annotation, biological process: receptor recycling. Lineage: Eukaryota; Metazoa; Chordata; Mammalia; Dermoptera; Cynocephalidae. Bases 195 to 905 code for a protein of 236 amino acids. The record is from RefSeq and is a predicted model, not a curated record.
CACCCAGUUGACAAACAGGGAGACCUAACAUGUUUGCUUAGCUGUGUAUAUAUAUAUAUGCUUAGCUACACCGAGUAAGCUGUACCAUAUUAACAGAUGUGACUUUACUGCAGAACUUUCACUCUAAAAAAGUAAUUCUGAACAAGGUUCACGUGUUUGAUACUUGGGGGCUACAUUGAUUGGUUGCCGAGAGAAUGGGGCAAAAAACAUCACAACCUUUGGCUCUGAAGGACAGCAAUAAGGUUCUCAGCAUCUGUGAAGUGGUCAGUGGAGCUAUAGUCCAUGCAGCUCAGAAACUGAAGGAGUAUCUUGGAUUUGAAUAUCCUCUGAGCAAACUCUGCCCAGCUGCAAAUACUCUGAAUGAGAUCUUCUUAAUCCACUUCAUCACUUACUGCCAAGAAAGGGGAAUUGAUGAGUGGCUUACUACCACCAAGAUGACUAAGCACCAAGCCUUACUGUUUGGGGCAGACUGGAUUUGGACCUUUUGGGGAUCCGAUAAGCAAAUAAGGCUUCAGCUGGCAGUGCAGACUCUGCAAAUGUCUUCUCUUCCACUUGUGGAAUCUAAGCCCUGUGACCUCUCCAAUCUAGAAUCAAGAGUACAGGAGCCUUCCCGGAAGAAGAGUAGAUUUGAUAAGCUGGAAGAAUUCUGUAACUUGAUAGGAGAGGAUUGUCUGGGCCUGUUUAUCAUCUUUGGUGUGCCAGGAGAGCCCAAAGACAUCAGAGGAGUUGUUCUGGACAGUGUCAAAAGUCAGAUGAUGAGGGGCCAUCUGCCAGGAGGGAAGGCCCUAGCACAAUUUGUCCUGGAAACUGAAGAUUGUGUCUCCAUCAAAGAGCUGCUUGGAAACUGUCUGAGUAAGAAAGAGGGGCUGAGAGAGCUGGGCAAGGUUUACAUUAGCAUCUUCUGAAUUGGAUAUGUGUGAUGCGAUUGGUGUGUAAAAUGAAAAGAAAACUUUAUUCUAAUAAGCAAGCUCAUAUACCUGUAUUAUUCCAGCAUGGGCUUUUUCUUUUUUCUCUUUUUUCCCAUUGAUUGAA